Messenger RNA from Juglans regia (Persian walnut), 1063 nucleotides. RefSeq names its product E2F-associated phosphoprotein. NCBI's taxonomy places the organism in Eukaryota, Viridiplantae, Streptophyta, Magnoliopsida, Fagales, Juglandaceae. Gene Ontology annotation, biological process: positive regulation of cell population proliferation. The transcript is spliced from 3 exons. Bases 236 to 721 code for a protein of 161 amino acids. Gene Ontology annotation, cellular component: nucleus. The record is from RefSeq and is a predicted model, not a curated record.
ACUAGUUAUAAUACGCAAUAGAGUCUUCAAAUAUAUAUAAUAGAGAAAAUUUUAGAAAAAAGAAAAAGAAAAAGCAAACGAGUCGUACGAGUGGAAUCGGAUUAUUCUGCGAGCCGGAAUCUACUGUACUACACAGCCCGCCGAGUCGCCGACGGUCGAAUUUCUGGCGACUGGAGCGAGUCGUCCAUUUCAAUUAGAGAGAGAGAGAGAGAGAGAGAGAGAGAGAAGUCGUGAGAUGGAAGUAGGCAGCAACAAAGGAGACAGCAUGGUGGAGUCCCCAACCCAUUCUCAGCAAACUAUAUCUGAUGAUGAUGAAAUAGACUACUCUGUGAAACCAGAAUUCUAUGAUCCCGAUCUUGAUGAUAAAGAUGAAGUAUGGGUUCAAAAGAGAAGAAAAGGUCGCAGCUCUGAUGCUGUUCUUAGCUGCCCAGCUUGCUUUACAACUCUGUGCCUAGAGUCUCAAAGGCAUGAAAAGUAUGUCACCCAGUACAGGGCUGUAUUUGUGAUGAACUGCAAGGUUAAUAGUGACCAAGUAUUCGCAGAGAAACAUCCCAAACCGAGAAAAGGCAAAAGAGGGAGGACAUCUGGUGAGAGUGAAUCAGGCUUUUCCGGGUCUGAAACAUUGCAUGAAGUAAGCUGCUCUGCUUGCUCUACAGAGGUUGGCAUCAUUGAUCAAGAUGAGGUUUAUCAUUUCUUCAAUGUUCUUCCAAGUGAGUCUUGACAUGUCUAGUUUCAUUACAUGUGGCAUGAAAUGGGUUGCGUGGUUACAGAUCCAUUACAUCUGGCUGUCCUGAAUUUUCUUGUUACAAAAAUUUACUGUAUUCAUUAGUAAUCUUUUCACUGAAAUUUCAAAGCAAAAGCCUGUAACAGCUCGCAAGUCUCAAGCUUUCUAGAUUUCAAAAGACUUUUGCUCUUUUUCUUCUUGUUGCAAGUUGGGUGUAUCCUUCUGGAUACUUCAGGUAUUUGGGUUGUGCCUGCACUUACAAUUAAUUGUAUUACUUAUAAAAAAUAAAAUAAAAAACUAUCGGGUGCCUCUCUGUGUGGCUAACUGUUAUGAUCCUUA